AGCAGCGGCCGCCGUGCUGCGAGGCCGGCCAUGUACUGCGGCCCGGCGGGGGACGGCGGUCUGUGGCUGCCACCGCCAAGGCAUGGCAGCAGUGGGGCACGAUGCCAGCCCACCCUCGCCCCGGCCGGCCACCCGCACCCCAGCCCCGGGGGCCCGGCCGCGGCUGUCACAUGGCACGGGGAGGGGGCUGCGGCGGGGCGGGCCGUGCUCGGGGCUCCCCCGGCCGCGCGGAGGCGGGCUGAGGUGGCGGAAAGUUUGCGGAGUGGCUGGCGGCGCUGCGGUCCCCUCCCGCUUUCUUGUCUCUACUUUUUUCUACACCCCCGUCUCCCAUCGCCUUCCCCCCUCAGCGGCCGCCCCGGGGCAUGAGCGGCAGCCGCCACCCGCGCUGAGAAGCAGGAGGUCGUGCCGCGCUCAGCUCUGUUAGCGAGGGGAACGCCAGGGACGGGGGCGCGGGCAGCGGCUCCGCGAGCCCGCCAUGCUCCGCCGGCCCCGCACGGCGCCCGCCGUCCUCCCGGCGCUGCUCCUGCUGCCGCUGCUGCUGGGCGGCCGCCCCGCCGCCGCCCGCUGCCCAGCGCCCUGCCGCUGUGCCGGGCACCUCGUCGUCUGCAGCCGCCUGGAGUUGAGCCGGCUGCCCGAGCGGCUGCCGCGGGGGGCGGUGCAUCUGGACUUAAGUUACAACAAAUUAUCUUCAAUCAAGACCAAUAUCUUGGAUCACCUUCAUAGUCUUCAGGAAGUGAAGUUGAACAACAAUGAACUGGAGAUCAUUCCAGAUCUGGGACCAGUCUCAGCAAAUAUAACUCUUCUGUCUUUGACCAGUAACAAGAUUGCCAACAUUUUGUCUGAACAUCUGAAGCCAUUUCAGAGUCUAGAAACUUUGGACUUGAGCAACAACAACAUAUCGGAGCUAAAAAUUUCAUCAUUUCCGUCAUUACAGCUCAAAUAUCUGUAUAUUAACAGUAACCGAAUAACCUCUAUGGAGCCUGGUACCUUUGACAAUUUGUCUACCACACUUCAAGUAUUGAAACUGAACAGGAACAAAAUUUCAGCAAUUCCUCAAAAGAUGUUUAAACUGUCCCAUCUGCAGCACCUGGAGCUGAAUCGCAACAAAAUCAGAAAAAUAGAUGGGCUCACUUUCCAAGGACUUCCUGCUUUGAAAUCAUUAAAACUGCAGAGAAAUGGGGUUACAAGGCUCAUGGAUGGUGCUUUCUGGGGUUUGACCAACAUGGAAGUCCUGCAGCUGGACUAUAACAACUUAACAGAGGUAACCAAAGGCUGGCUUUAUGGCUUGUUGAUGCUGCAGCAACUCCAUCUCAGCCAAAAUGCCAUCAGCAGGAUCAGUCCUGAUGCCUGGGAAUUUUGCCAAAAACUCAGUGAGCUAGAUUUGACAUCCAAUCAAUUAGCAAGGUUAGAUGAUUCAAGCUUCAUUGGUUUAAGUGUGCUGGUUGGUCUGUACAUUGGAAACAACAAAGUAAAUUACAUCGCUGAUUGUGCCUUCAAGGGACUUUCUGGUCUACAGAUUUUGGAUCUGAAAAACAAUGAAAUAUCAUGGACUAUUGAAGAUAUGAGUGGUGCUUUCUCUGGCCUAGAUAAACUUAGGAAGCUGAUACUCCAAGGAAAUAGAAUUAGAUCCAUUACAAAGAAAGCAUUUUCUGGUUUGGAUGCACUUGAACACCUAGAUCUAAGUAACAAUGCAAUUAUGUCAGUUCAAGGAAAUGCAUUUUCACAAAUGAAGAAACUCAAAGAAUUGCACUUCAACACAUCAAGUCUCUUGUGUGACUGCCAGUUAAAAUGGCUACCACAGUGGAUGUCAGAGAACAACUUCCAGAGCUUUGUAAAUGCCAGUUGUGCCCAUCCUCAGCUGCUAAAAGGGAGAAGUAUUUUUGCUGUCAGCCUGGAUGGCUUUGUCUGUGAUGAUUUUCCUAAACCACAGAUCACUGUCCAGCCAGAAACCCAGUCAGCAAUUAAAGGCUCCAAUUUGAGUUUUGUGUGUUCAGCAGCCAGCAGCAGUGAUUCCCCAAUGACUUUUGCAUGGAAGAAAGACAACGAAUUACUGCAAGAUGCUGAAAUGGAGAAUUACGCACACCUGCGGGCCCAGGGUGGAGAAGUGAUGGAGUACACCACCAUCCUUCGGCUGCGCAAUGUCGAAUUCAGUAACGAAGGGAAAUACCAGUGUGUUAUUUCAAAUCAUUUUGGUUCCUCCUACUCUGUCAAAGCCAAACUUACAGUAAACAUGCUGCCUUCAUUUACAAAAAUCCCCAUGGACUUAACCAUUCGAGCUGGGGCAAUGGCACGUUUGGAAUGUGCUGCAGUUGGGCAUCCUAUCCCCCAGAUUGCUUGGCAGAAGGAUGGUGGAACAGAUUUUCCUGCAGCGCGCAAGAGGCGCAUGCAUGUCAUGCCUGAAGAUGAUGUAUUCUUUAUUGUUGAUGUAAAGAUCGAGGACACAGGUGUUUACAGCUGUACUGCUCAAAACACUGCUGGAAGCAUUUCAGCUAACGCAACAUUAACUGUGCUAGAAACACCAUCAUUUUUGCGGCCUCUGCUGGAUCGAACUGUAACAAAAGGGGAAACUGCAGUCUUGCAGUGCAUUGCUGGUGGUAGCCCUCCACCCCGACUGAACUGGACUAAGGAUGACAGCCCUCUCGUGGUAACAGAAAGACAUUUCUUUGCUGCAGGCAAUCAGUUACUAAUUAUUGUGGAUACAGAUGUAGAAGAUGCUGGGAAAUACACAUGUGAAAUGUCUAAUACACUUGGAACGGAACGAGGCAACAUCCGUCUUAAUGUAAUUCCUACUCCCACCUGUGACUCUCCUCAAAACAUUGCCCCAUCACUUGAUGAUGAUGGAUGGGCCACAGUUGGCAUUGUGAUCAUAGCUGUGGUUUGCUGUGUGGUGGGCACUUCCUUGGUGUGGGUGAUCAUCAUCUACCACACCAGAAGGAGAAAUGAAGAUUGCAGCAUCACAAAUACAGAUGAAACAAAUUUGCCUGCUGACAUUCCAAGUUACCUGUCAUCCCAGGGGACACUGGCUGAAAGGCAGGAUGGAUAUGGCUCAUCUGAAAAUGGCAGUCACCAUCAGUUCCUCUCAUCUUCUGUAGGAGGAUAUUUCCUGCAGCAGAGGGACAGUAAUGGCAUUUGCCAUCUAGAUAACAGCAGUGAAGUGGACUUGGAGGGUGUUGCAGAUCCAUUCCUAUGCCACUAUCUGGGGACUUCGGGGACUUUGUAUUUAAAAGGCAACACUUACAGUUCUGACACAUUUGAAACAUACAGUACAAGUUGCAGCUCUGACCAGAGAACAGCAGGCUUGGGCCCUUAUGAGUCUGGAUAUUUAAAGAAAAAGGAAUGCUGUCAAUACUCACCUCCACAGGAAGAUCCCUUUGACCAGCGUGUUGACAUCAUUGGGACACAGGCUUCAAGUAGCAGAUUGAUGAACUCUAUUUAUACUCAAAAUGAAGGAACUGGACUGAAAAGCAAAAGUCCCAACUCAGACACAUUUGAUUUAAAUAGAAGUUUGGAACCCUCAUCUAUUACGAGUAACAGCACUUUCAUGGGAACAUUUGGAAAGCCUUUAUGGAGGCCUCAGCUGGACCCUCUUUCAAGCUGUAGACAGCCAGCAAAUUGCCAACCAAAAACCUCCCAUAAUAAUCAUCUUGCCUCACUGGACUUCGAUGCAGAGGCAGAUGAAGAGGGAAAGGAAAAGACAGUUCCUAGAGGAGAAAAUGGCUUUUAUACUUGCAAACAGUCCUUUGAAAACUUCAGGACUCCUACUUUCCAAUCCUGUGAUUUGGAUACGUAGCUCCUUUUGGACUUGCUGAUUUCUGGAACCAAAGAAAUUAUUUGACAUACUACUACCUCAGUAUGGAACUUUAUUUAAAAAGGGAAGAAGGAGAAGAAGGGAAGAAAGAAACCACAUGAUGCUCUGAAAUCAGAAGAAAAAAAAUCUUUUUUCCAGUAAAGUGUAAUUUCCAAGAUGCUCUACAUUGGUUAUACAGGGACAAAAUCCAUAUAUAAAUACUAUAUUAGUAAUUAUUUUAUAGCCUUUUUUAUACAAAGAAUAUGUUUUGUAAAUUAAUGGUGUAAAUAAUUCAGCAUAUGUAUAUCUAUGUCAGACUUCAUUUUCUUGAAAUUAGUAGUAAGCAUUCUAAUUUUGUAGUGAUACUUGUACCUUUUUACAAAUGGAAACUCCAUGCUGUUUGCAGGUAUCAUGCAUCUUAUUUGCACAUUACUUUUAUAAUAAAAUAUGCUGCCAUGUGGUCUUUGACCCACAUUAGUGUAUGAAGAGUGAAAAGUGUGAAUUACGUUUGUAGACAGUGUUGCAAAUGUAGGUGCUUUCUGAUGUGUUGUUUGCACCUCUGUUUGACUUAAACAUGUACUUUAAGGUUUACUGUGUAAAAUAGGUUCAUCUUCAAAGGGUGGGUGUGGUCCUGCCACGGCUGCUGGUGAGGUGGGUUGCAGCUGUUUGAACCAAAGCAAGGCUGUAAAUCCUCCAGUUUGUGAAUUCCCCCUGUCAGAUGUGCACGCAUAUGCUCGCAGUUUUCAUGCCAUUGAGGCUGUAGUACCAGCAGUUUGCCUGUGCCUUUGUUAGUAUGCCUGCAUCUGGUGGAGGGAUAUACACAGUAGAUGCACAAAUUCAUGUCAAGCUAUUCAGUAAAAGAAGAAAAAAGGCCCUGGAUAUCUGCCUGGUAACCUAGCUCUUCUCUGAGUGGCUUAGUAUCAAGUGUUUGCCAAAUAUGCAGUGCGUGCCUGAGUCUUUGCUUUCCCACACCCUUUCUCCCUCAUUUUGCUUCUGCAACCACUCCCUGCUCAACACGAGGAGGUAAUCCAAGAACAAGAUAAUGUUUUCUUUGGUUUAAUUUAUGCUUCUGUUCCUUACUUGGCUGCUCUUCUCUGGUUGUGUAUGAGAUCUGUGCUUUAUUUAGUUGCUCAGUCAAGUUGAGCAAUGGUAGACUCUUGCUGGAUUGUAUUUGUAAUAACGGACUGAGUAUCUUUAAAUAAUACAAAUUCAGAUGAAGAGGAUUGCUUACUGUAAAACAGUAGUUAAAACUGAGUGAAAACAGUCUUUAUUUUGUGUUUCCGUGUACAGAUGCCUAUUUUGAAAAGCUGUGAAUCCUGUUGUCGUCACUGCACUAAAACAGUGAGACUUCAAAAUGGUUAAUUCUACAGAACAUUGGCUUUUUAAAUCUGCCUGCUUUGAAGGUGCAAACUUACAUGGUUGCCAAAUAGCUUCUUUUAAACUAAAUUAAAAGCAGCUGUUAGAAUAGGCCAUCACAGGCAUCAAGGCUAAAGCGAGAGCAAAGAUUUUGUUGCCUGUAGCUGAACUAAGGGCUUUUAGUUGUCUGCAGCCAGAAACCUGGUACCCAGAUUGCAAUGCAAUUUCCCUUUAAUUUAGGCACCAGUAUUAGAGACAGGAAGUUAAUCCAUCCUUAGUCACUGGUGGUCUAAGCAUACAGAAUGGGUUUUGCGUGCUUUAGUUGAUCAUAUUGCCAGAUUUUUUGACUUAUUGUUAAUUUGUCCUCAUUGUUGCCAGAUGUGGUGAUGUGGUGACAGACAUCGGUAUGGGUAUUUGAUUAUAAUUAAGUGCAUUUGAAAGAGAUUAAUUUUUCCACAGUUAAGUACAAACCUGUAGGUCAAUAAGGCAAGAAAUCUAAAAUUUGAUUCACUCAAUAUCUCUCCUUUUUCUCCCCCAAGCCCCUCGCUUCAGUGACCCUGUUUUUAGGGAGAGGAGAGCUGGGGCCUGUGAUAGCUCCAGUUUAUAAUCAGACACUGCUUUUUUGACAUAUUAAAAAUACCAAAGUUAAAAACAGUAACUCCAGAUUUAGUGUUUAUCCUUAAGAACUCCAUGUUAAAGGUCUAUCAUGAAAAACAAGCUUUAAAUUCUGCAGUGGGUGAAGGUUGAGAACAGUGGCAAUGUCAUUUCUUUUUCAUCUUCCUUGCAAAGAUACUAAUCUUCAACGGCUUGGAUGCCUGUACCUAAAUAAAUGUUCAGGGUCAGUGACUGAAUUUUAAACAGUUUCAUCAAGUUGCAUUUAGCAAUCUAGACACAGGAUUGACUUAAAAUUUUAUUUGAUGCCUUAAAUGCCCAGAAAUGCAAAUGAAAGCUCCCAAGUCCUCUUUUCUGGUAGCUUGAGCUUUUGUGUUUUAUAAGUGGAUUGUGCUUUAAUACAGUGAAUCUGUGAAAGAUAGUUUCAACAUCUUAGUAGUUGUUUUUAAACCAAUGAUGUACUCAAGCACCAGUUUUAAAGGCUUGGAAGUUCUUGCCUUUUUUUCUUUUUUUCUUUUUUUUUUCUUUUUUUUUCUUUUUUUUUUUUUUUUUUCUUUUUUUUUUUUUUCUUCUUUUUUGCCCUCCUCUCUAAGAUGCAGACAUUAGUGAGCUGGUAGUUGGAUAUUUACCCAGCUGAAAGCUAAAUCAUAAGUUGAUUUGGUGGGGAAAUAAAUUGCAGCCAACCCUGAGUAAAGCUUACCCUGCAUCUCAAGAGUUAGAGUGAGAAACAAGUGUUGUGUUCCUGAAUGACAAAACAGACAUUUUGCAGUUCUAUGACCAGGCUGGAAUCUUGCCAUGGGCUCACUUAAAACUUGUACAAUGUUCUUUAAGGGCAGUAUCCACUUAAUGCUUCACACAACAAAAUGUUUUGCCUGUUGAACUCACCCAAGCAACUGCUGAGGUAUAGUUUCUGCAAGCCCUAAAUAGUUUUAGAUAAAUGGAGUUACUCAUUUACCACGAUCUCUCUGGAGCAAGCAUUUCCUAAAUGAGUAACCUAAAUGGUGUGUAUGGGAUGACACUAGGGAUACCUGCAUCUUGAAGGGUGUUAGAAUUUCAAACAACCUUAUGGAGUACUACUCUAUUUCAGCAAUACAAAAUUUUGUAUUUCAGCAAUACAAAAAAUGCAUUUCUAAAUUAAAGCAAAUGCUUUAAUUUAGAAUUCUUAACAGUAAGGGCAUCUUGAAAAAUGGCAAAGAGGUGCAAAGCUUUCUUCAACUAAGGGCUCAUUAGUGCCACCAAGCAUUUCUUAUUUCAGUCUCGGGGAUCUCUUGAACACUUAAGCCUUAUUCCUUGAGUUGCUUCAAAGAAGCUUAAAACUAAGCUUUGCACUGCAAACAUUUGUGUUCUGCCAGCCUUGCAAACCAGGACUAUAAUUGGGGUUUGUGUUCCUUCUUGAAUAUAAACAUAAGCAGAAAUUCUGUUAGCUACUUGCAAGAUUUCUUGUUGCAUAUAUGACACAUCUCAGAGAGUUCUACUUUCUCUGUGAAAUCUUUUUUGCUCACUUUGUGUAUUGCUUUGUCAUAGAGAAUGUGUCUUGACUAGUUGGAUGUUAGUUUACAACUGUUGUGAAAUUACUUCAUUAAGAAAAUAGGGGAACCUCAGCCUAUUCAGUUAAAGGGAAAAAAGCAAUGUACAGCAAGAUGCAGUUUGUGUUCAUACCAUUUAAAUCCAGUUAAGAACUUUCCAGAUACCUUCCUUUUUUAUAUAUUUUAGGGAAGUGUUACAGGAGGAAAUAAAAGCAACAAUGUCUUGGCUUGCUAAUGUGUGGCAAAAGGCGCUUCUCCUGGUUGUCCUGGUUGUGCAUUAAGGGGUCAGUUGUUUCUCUGAAAUAAAUACGUGCACACCCAACCGCUUACCUAAAGGCACAGGGAGCCUCUUUCCCAUACUGGUCUUUCUCUCAUAGCUCGGUACUGGUCCCACGUCCUCAGGGGACCCUCUCUGGUAACCUAAGCUCCAUUCCAGUUUCUGUGCUUGCCCUGUCACUGUGGUGACAGGCUGGGACAAAUGGACUCAGUUUAGAGAGCACACUGCAAUUGCAGGCAGUAAGUCAGCAGUGGUUGUGCUUGAAGAGAGGAGGGGAAGGGCUGGAGAGAGACAGGUUAGCCACAGUUUAAGGAAGAACUUUGUAUGAGUGUGCAGAAAAUGCAUAAUUCAGGACACAGGGAUAGAAUAUUUAUAACACAAUGUUAUAAGCAUAAUAAAGAGCAUUCUUGUACUUUACAAGCUUUACAAUGCUUUUUAUAUGUUUAAUUCCACUCACCCUCCAUGCUUUCAAGUGCCAAAAAUAGCAAUACACCGAAGAGUACAACAGCUGGAGAGUUCCCUCUUACUGCAUCUAAAAUCUCCUUUUCUGGUAGACAAGAAACAAGAUCCAUUUGUUUUUCUGUGUUUGGGUUCAACACCGGGUAUUGCUGGUGCAGUGCAUAGUUUCCCAGAGUCAUGUGGUCUGUGAUGUCCACUGUGUCAGAAUGCAUGUGAUCAGUGUGACUCAAGAAUGGCAUGGGACACCAGGACCUGAGGGUGAAAUUGGUAGCAGUUCUAAAUUGUAAAACAAAUACAGACUUUGUGACUUAAGAAUUUUUUUUUCUGACACAACAGAGGACAGAACCAUAAAUUACUCUAGAUUAGGGACUAUUGGAUACUAUUCAUUCAUCAACAAGGGCAUUGGUGUUAUUCCUAUUCCAUUUGGCUGUUGACUGUGGGCUGUUGACCAGCAAUUUCAGUGCAGGAGUUUGCAGUCCAAGUACCUGUAUGGACUCUGCUCUGAAAUCAAUGGUAGCCAGUUUUAAAGCACCGGAAUUUCAAAUAUGGCAUUGGAAAUGAAGAUCUAACUUACUUGACAUGUAGUAAGAUCCCCUGGAUAUAAAAGAAGCUUUGGGAUUUUGUAGGCCUGUGCUUUGAAAGGCUGUUGUGCAACAUUGUCCAAAGACAUUCAUUUGCCAUAGCCAUAUGCAACCUACUUAUUUUCAGCACUUCCUUUGAAGAUGUGCAUGGAGAAGCUAUGACUUAGAUUCAGGUCUGCUGCUGGAUUAUCAGAAUUCAGGUAUUGAUUAUAGAAACAGGUGAAAUAACAUCUUUUUGGACAGUGAGGUUUCAGAUUCUUUUAUGACAAAAUGAUGCAAAGCUACAUCAGUUCUUAUCCAGUUAAAGAAGUGACCUUUAGUAAUAUUCCUGGUGUUCAGCCUACUUAUUUUAGAAAUCACUGAUAAAACACUGUUAUGGAGGAAUAGAUAUUGAUGUCCUUGGGUUGCUUGCAAAGUGUUUGCAAAAUGCUUGCAUUUUGUUUUGCUGUGACGUGGAAAAUUCAGGGCUCCAUUCAGGCUUUGUUCAUCAACAAAUGGUGGGCUACUUUCAUCGUGAUUUUCAUAGAUGUGCCAACACUUGACAGACAUAUCUAGUUCUGUCCUGUGCUGGCAUGCUACAUGUUAGGGGAGUUGUCAGAGCUACUGUAAGGCAGAGCUACAGAGAUACCAUAAAGGGAAUUCAGGGGAGGAGGGCUGGAGUUCCCCUCCAUGGAGGUGUUUUGAAUAGUUCCCUUGUUCCAAGGGAGUAACUUGUGCAGGUUUUAACAUUUACUCCUCCUAAUUCUAUAAGCUUAUCAAGGACUUAAAGCUGCCACAUUAUUAGCCCUUGAAUGGGGAAGGUGUGCAUUUUCUGCAGGACAAAGUAUGUUGGGAGUUUUUUGGAACUGCUUUUCAAUCUCAUUGUGAUUCUAGACUCUUAGAAGUAAGCAGAAAGACCUGGUCCUUCAUCUGGCAUGUGGAGGUCCCUCAUGAUGUGCCUUACUGCAUGCAGAAGAAUUUUGCAGUCUAUGACUGACCAGAGAGCUCACACGAAAAAAACAUUUGAUCCACUAGUACCACAUAAUAAUUUUUAGCACAUAUCCAAAUGAGUCUUUUGUUCCAUGUUUUUAAUAGCUGUGGCUGCCUACACAAGCAAUGAAGAAGCUGCUGUUUGAGGAAGCGGUAGAAGAUGUAUAUAAUUAAGCCAGCUUAUAACUGAAACUAGCCACUCUUCUGGCUCAAAAUAAACUGUAUUUGUACUGCUACCUGCUGCGGGUCUAUACACCAGCAGCAUUAAGAAAGCAUCAGUGCUGCAGCAGCCAGCUGCCCGUGGACUGGCCUCUGCUACAGAGUGAUCGGAUUCUUUAUUAGUGUAAAGUUCUUUCUCUAUUAACCUUCCCUCAGGAAAGGGGAAACACGGCCUCCAUUGUAAUUAGCUUACACAGCCUUCCAUGUAAGCUAAAGAAUGGAAAGUGUCAGGGGUGCUUGCAGCAGCCUCAUAGGUAUUUGCUGUUAGCAGGGAAAAGUUAAUCUGCUCUCAAAUUUUGGCAAGGACACAAAAACCCACGUGUAAAAGUGUUCUUAGAAAGAAUUAAAUUUCACAUAAAUGUGACCACACAGCAGGUAAAGUAGUAAAAUGGUGGUGGUGAUGGAAAAUAUGACUACUCAGAAAGCUGCAUUAACUUAAUGAAUA
This is a messenger RNA of Prinia subflava (tawny-flanked prinia), 10231 nucleotides long. It is a transcript of the gene LRIG3, whose product is annotated as leucine rich repeats and immunoglobulin like domains 3. The transcript has 19 exons. Lineage: Eukaryota; Metazoa; Chordata; Aves; Passeriformes; Cisticolidae. Bases 476 to 3790 code for a protein of 1104 amino acids. The record is from RefSeq and is a predicted model, not a curated record. Gene Ontology annotation, molecular function: protein binding.